This is a messenger RNA of Brassica oleracea var. oleracea, 1587 nucleotides long. RefSeq lists its product as uncharacterized. Bases 1 to 1587 code for a protein of 528 amino acids. Lineage: Eukaryota; Viridiplantae; Streptophyta; Magnoliopsida; Brassicales; Brassicaceae. The record is from RefSeq and is a predicted model, not a curated record. The transcript has 4 exons.
AUGAUAGAGAACAACAAGUAUCAUGGUCUUUCUUUGGAGGAUCCACUUGAUCAUUUGGACAAAUUUGUCAAGUAUUGUGGUUUGUCCAAGACCAAUAAUAUUCAUGAAGAUGCUUUCAACCUGAGAUUGUUUCCAUUCUCCUUAGGAGACAAAGCUCACACAUGGGUGAAGAACAUCCCAAGUGACUCUAUCACCACUAGGGAUGAAUGCAAGAAGGCCUUCCUCAACAAGUUCUUCUCUACUUCAAGGACUGCCAAGCUUAUGAAUGAGAUCUUUGGGUUCAACAGAAGAAUCUUGAAGGCUUUGGAGAAGCAUACGAGAGAAAGAGCCAAACAAGAGAAAGUGAACUUUGUUGGUGAACAAAAACAAGAGGAGACAGUUGUGGUUCAUGAAGUUGAUGGUCUAGAAGGUCAAGAAGAGCUAUGUUUCGUGCAUGCUAAUGGGACAUGGUACAAGAAGGAGCCUAACUUUCAAACCUUCAAAGUUGAUGGAAGCUACAAUGAUCUCAACAACAAGUUCUCAAACCUUGCUUCUAACUUCAAAGCUUUGAAGAACCAGUUUACCUCUAUGACUUCAAUCUCCAAGCACCCAAUGGGAUCUCUACCAGAGAAAUUAGAGCAACACCCUAAAGAGUAUUGCAAUGCUAUCCUCUCUACUACUUCUGAGAUGGAUUUGAGUGAUCAUAGGAAAGAAGCUGAAGCACAGAUUGUGGAGAAGGUUGGACAGAGGGUUGAAGCAAAGAUUGUGAUGAGAGCUGAGCACAAGGCUGAGAAACUAGUUAUUGAGAAUGUUGUCAAGAAGUUGAAGGAUGUUAAGCUGGAAGAAACCCAUGAGGUUGAGCAAUCACCCUAUGAUAGGCUCCAAUUUCCACAAAGGCUUCUCACAAAGGCUCAAAAGAAAGUGAUCUCCAAGUUUAGAAAAGACAUGGGUGAUGUAGGAGUCAAGCUUCCACAAAUAACGAAUAUGCAUGAUGCUCAUUUCCAAAUGAUGCUCAUCAAAGACAUUCUAGCUCACAAAGAAGAAGUAGGAGAGCUCAUAGACAUCUCUACUAUGCAGCUUGAUCCACCAGUCACACCAAAGUCCCUUCCCAAACUAGAAACUCAAGGGAAGUUCACCUUGUCUUUCUACCUUGGUAAGUUCACAUUUGAUGAUGCUCUUGUUGAUUCUGGUGUAAGUAUGAAUGUGAUCUCAAUGGAGAUGGUGAAGAGUCUUGGGAUUGAGAACAUGGAGCGAAACACAUCCUUACUAAUGUUUGGGGACUCCUCUUCUACAACCCCAAUUGGUCUCAUCAAGGACUUUCCUUUUAAGAUUGGAGCUUGCACCAUUCCUAUUGACCUCACUGUUUUGAAGAUGGCAAAUGGGAAGAGAGUCCAAUUGAUCCUUAGAACACCAUUUCUCACAACAGUAAGAGCUUGCAUUGACUUUGACAACAAGAAGGUCACACUUCUAAAUGUGAACAAAGUUGUCUCUUACCCAAUCAAGUCUCUUUUGAUAAAUGUGGAGUAUUAUGGAACCAUGACUUGUGGAGAACUUCAACAUGAGAAGAUCAAAGAUGAAGUGAUGGCUGGUGAAAAAAAAAAUUCUUGA